UUAAAAAAGUUAAAAGAAAACAAAUUAAUAAAAUAGGAAAUGUCAGCCCCAAAAACCCCAGAUUUGAAGGGGUACCCAAAAUUUUCCCUCUCAGCUCUCUGUCUCUCCCUUUCCCUACCCAUCGAUCUCCUUCUUGCUUGAUUUCCUUCUCACUCUCAAUCUCUCCUUCGCGAUCACUAGCGAGAGAUCCUGGUACCGGAAAAUUCCACCUUUAUUCACCGGCGGGUUGGUUAAGUCAUCAGAGGAGGAGGAUGGCGAUGAUUUCGAAUUCCCUACGCCUGGAGUAAGGUGCUCCAAGAGCAUUGUUUUCAUGGACACUUCCUCUUGCCAGUAGGGCUUGAUAGUAAAGAAAAUAUUGAAAUUUUAAUGUUCUCCGAGUCAAACCUGAAUUCCUCGACUUACCAGUCAUAGUCAAACAUAAGGUAUUAGUCAACAUAAGCACAACGCACCACCCACCCAUUCACUAUCCGUGCACAACCCAUUCCCUGUCUUGGUUGCCGGUGUAACUGGCCAGGCUGGUAUUCGAUAGCAGCACCUCCUCCGGCUACUAUUUGUUCUUCUGCCAGUAGCUUUUCACCAUUGAAUCCCGCAGCUCUUCACGUAAGACACAUUCCUCCUUUCGUCAAAGCUCGUCAAGGCUCUUCGCGCACCGCCAAAUCCAUAUUAGCUUAGGAGCUUUCAUGACAGGUUGAAACUGUUGAACCUGUGUGGAUUCUAAUCUAUGACAGCCUGAAAUUGUCUUGGCUAGGGUGUUUUACAAGAUGAACUUCAGAACUGCCCAAAUCCGCCUUGUGAGUUCUCAUCCUGAGGUUUAUGAACCAUGUGAUGAUUCAUUUGCACUUGUUGAUGCACUUUUAGCAGAUCGAACCAACCUUGUACAGCAUCAACCAACAUUAUGCAUGGAAGUGGGUUGUGGCAGUGGGUAUGUCAUCACUUCUUUAGCUCUAAUUCUUGGAAAGGAGUCUGUUGGGGCUCACUUUAUUGCCACUGAUAUCAACCCACAUGCAGUGAGGGUGACCCAGGAGACACUGGAAGCACAUGGUGUUCAUGCUGAGUUAAUAUCCACAGACAUAGCUUUGGGACUGGAGCAGCGUCUGGCGGGAUCAGUGGAUGUAAUGGUUGUGAACCCACCUUAUGUCCCAACCCCUGAAGAUGAAGUGGGUUGUGAAGGAAUCGUCUCUGCUUGGGCUGGAGGAGAGAACGGUCGUGUCGUUAUAGAUAGGAUAUUGCCCAUUGCUGACAAUCUUUUAUCUGAAAAAGGUUGGUUAUACAUGGUGACUCUUGCAGCAAACAAUCCCAUACAGAUAUGCCGUACAAUGAGAGAGAAGGGCUAUGCUUCUAGAAUUGUCCUCCAAAGAUCUACAGAAGAAGAGAGUCUACAUAUCAUCAAAUUCUGGCGGGAUUCUGAUAUAUGAGCAGCAUCCACAAGGUCGGGGAUCAACAUUAUUUGUGGACUUAGGCUGGAAAAAGAGUAGGUUUAGUUCACUAGUAUUUUUGUUUGCUUUGCUUAGGAUACAGUGAGGAUGUUGGGGGGGCUGGAAAAAGGUCCCUUGUUUAUUAAUAAUAUUAAUAUUUUUGUGAACAUUUUUUUGAUGAAAAAUAUUUUUGUGAAUAUAGGCAAUCGAUUUUCUUUUU
This is a messenger RNA of Ziziphus jujuba (common jujube), 1635 nucleotides long. RefSeq lists its product as uncharacterized. The transcript is spliced from 5 exons. Gene Ontology annotation, molecular function: protein methyltransferase activity; S-adenosylmethionine-dependent methyltransferase activity; nucleic acid binding. Lineage: Eukaryota; Viridiplantae; Streptophyta; Magnoliopsida; Rosales; Rhamnaceae. Bases 762 to 1415 code for a protein of 217 amino acids. Gene Ontology annotation, cellular component: eRF1 methyltransferase complex. Gene Ontology annotation, biological process: methylation. The record is from RefSeq and is a predicted model, not a curated record.